This is a messenger RNA of Nothoprocta perdicaria, 510 nucleotides long. Its product is annotated as deleted in malignant brain tumors 1 protein-like. The transcript is spliced from 3 exons. Bases 1 to 495 code for a protein of 164 amino acids. The record is from RefSeq and is a predicted model, not a curated record. NCBI's taxonomy places the organism in Eukaryota, Metazoa, Chordata, Aves, Tinamiformes, Tinamidae.
AUGGGUCCCACUGUGGUCUUCUCUUGGAUGGUAAUGAUGUGUCUUGGAAUACAGAUGGAUACAGGCUGUCUCUGCCACUUCUCACUUUUGCUGCGCUCUGUAGGUACUUUCCCCUGUGGUGGCUUCCUCUUGGCUUCGUCUGGCUCCUUUCAAAGCCCCAACUAUCCCAACACCUACCCCAACAACGCAAACUGCGUGUGGAGAAUCCAGCUGCAGGAGGCGAACUACAGAGUGCACCUGACCUUUGUGGAUGUAGAGCUGGAAGGCACCACCUGCCAGUACGACGCCAUCGAGGUGUACGACGGCAGGCUGUACGGGGCCCCUCUCCUAGGGAAAGUUUGCAGUAACAACCACCGCGUGUUUGUGUCAUCUGGAAAUGAGCUGACCGUCCUGUUUCGCAGUGACGGCAGUGUCACGCGCAGAGGCUUUCAGGCCUCCUACUAUUCAGUUCCCAACUACAUCACCACUCCAGGUGAGACGAGUGRGGUCUUCUAGUGCUUGCCAGGAGGC